ACUCCCAAGUUCUCCUCCCCGCCCCCACCCUCUCCUCCUCCUCCUCCUCAUCUUCCUCCUCCUCCUGUCCCUCCUCUCUUUGCAGACCGAUAGCAGCCAGGUUGGUGGGAGAGGACCAGCCUGGCCCAGUCUGACGCCGGGACCAUUCCUGGUUCUGGGCCAUGCCCAGGGACCCUCUGGCCUGAGGCACAGUUGCGCUCCUCCAGACCUGCCCUCGCACCCGCCUGCAGUCCUUAGUGAGGCCGUCCAGGCGAGCCCCGCCCAAAUGGAGGCCAAGGGGAGAGCCGCUAGCGGGCCCAAGUCCGAGUCCAAGCCCUCCCCAGCUCCCGCUGCCCCCUCAGCAAAGGCUGAGAAGAAGGAGACUCCGGAGAAGAGAGAGCAGCCAUCCACGCCUCCAGCGCCCCCCAAGAAGGCCCAGGCGCCCGCUGACCCAGCCCUGCUCAACAGCCACAGCAACCUGAAGCCCAACCCGGGAGCCGCUCCGGCCCCCAGCCCCCCUGGCGGCUCGGAGCCCAAGGGCCCCGGAGACGGCGCGGAGGAGGAGGGGGCGGCCUCCUCGGCCGGAGGCCCCGGCACCUUCGAGAACCUGAAGCCGCUGCUCCUGGCUGGCGGGGUGGCCGUGGCCGCCCUGGCAGUGAUUCUGGGGGUGGCUUUCCUGGCUCGGAAAAAAUAACGCCGCCCCUGUGGGGAAGGGGCGCGGGGGACAGCGGCCCCUGUACAGCUUUGGAAACCAGUGCAUGCCGGGGAGAUUCUCUAUUGUAACUAUACAUAUAUACGUAUUCUACACCGA
Antechinus flavipes (yellow-footed antechinus) is the source of this 790-nucleotide messenger RNA. RefSeq names its product cell cycle exit and neuronal differentiation 1 (gene CEND1). The record is from RefSeq and is a predicted model, not a curated record. The transcript is spliced from 2 exons. Gene Ontology annotation, biological process: cerebellar granular layer maturation; cerebellum development; cerebellar Purkinje cell differentiation. Bases 266 to 673 code for a protein of 135 amino acids. NCBI's taxonomy places the organism in Eukaryota, Metazoa, Chordata, Mammalia, Dasyuromorphia, Dasyuridae.